AUGAAGACUUCUACCAUCACCACCGCCCUGGCCUUCGCCCUCUCUGCGGCUGCUGCCCCCAGCGCUGACAGCUACGGAAGCAAGAGAGGCAAGACUUGCCCGACCAACACCGCCCAGCCCGAUGGCACCCUCGGCAAGUCCUACGUGAACACCAGCCUGCUGGUUCCCAUCUCCAAGAACCUGCCCAGCGUUGCCUUCCCCGCCACCAAGAUGGCGAUUGUGACCCCCAACGACGUCUGCACCGUCUUCAACCUCGACUUGCCUGUUGCUCAGACCCAGGGCAAGGUCUGCAACCUCGUUUUCGACUUUCCCUCAUAUGACCAGCAGGCUCUCGGAAAGUACCUCUUCCACGGCCCGGGUACAUUCCAGUUCACUGGAUACGCUAUCGGCGCCGGUGCCGUGGCCGGAGUCACUUCCUACAACAAGCAGCCUGCGCCUGGCCCGAGCCCUCCCAACCCUCCCCCCACCAUGACUCCCGGUCACAGCUACAUCGUCAACAGCGCCCCUUGUGGCAUUCCCGCCAACGUUCCCGGAACUGUUACUGUCUCUGGUAGCCUUUGCUCUCCCGAUACCGUCUUCUCUUUCCAACAGAGCAACGACGGCUGCCCUCUCGGCUUCUAUGUCGUCCUGACCGAUGCUUAA
Molecule: messenger RNA, 642 nt
Organism: Colletotrichum siamense
Lineage: Eukaryota; Fungi; Ascomycota; Sordariomycetes; Glomerellales; Glomerellaceae
Exons: 2
Coding region: 1-642 (213 amino acids)
Source: RefSeq, a predicted model, not a curated record